This is a messenger RNA of Xiphophorus couchianus (Monterrey platyfish), 3259 nucleotides long. RefSeq names its product CDC42 effector protein (Rho GTPase binding) 1a (gene cdc42ep1a). Gene Ontology annotation, molecular function: small GTPase binding. The record is from RefSeq and is a predicted model, not a curated record. Gene Ontology annotation, biological process: regulation of cell shape; positive regulation of actin filament polymerization; positive regulation of pseudopodium assembly. NCBI's taxonomy places the organism in Eukaryota, Metazoa, Chordata, Actinopteri, Cyprinodontiformes, Poeciliidae. Gene Ontology annotation, cellular component: cytoplasm; plasma membrane; cytoskeleton. The coding region runs from base 478 to 1593 and encodes 371 amino acids. The transcript is spliced from 3 exons.
ACCCAAAUUCUCCAGCGGGACAGACCCACAGCUCCGGCGGCUCGCUCGGACCACCCGGACCCGAAACGCGCGUCCUGUCCGCGGGAAGCACAGCCAGCCUGGAUCCCGGUCCGCCGCGGCCAGGUGAGCGUCCGAACCGCUUAGCGGGAAUCCAGCCUCGUUUUUAGAUGCCCUGUUCCUGUUUCCAGGCCGAACCUUGGAGCGAUCUGCAGAACCAACAGGAACCAACCCAACUGAACCCGACUGAACCCGGUUCCCUCAGGUUCUGAAAAUUUAACUUCUUCAAUGAUGCGAAAAAUCAAAUCAUAAAGUGGGACUGAAAUUGGGUUGUAAAUAAUAAACCGUUUAGUCCUGCAGACCUGGAUUUGCCCUUUAAUCUUGGAAAAACUUGGACUAGGACCAAACUUUGAGCUGAGGUUUGUUUUUUGGUGUCGGUUCGGAUCUUUCCUGGGAGAAGAUCCACCAGGUUCUGUGGUCAUGAAUCUUCAGGAGAAGCUGUCCGGCCUCAAAGGCCUGGUGUCCCCCGGCCGGCGGCGCCAUAAAGGUGACCUGACGGCGGAUAUGAUCAGCCCUCCGCUGGGCGACUUCCGCCACACCAUGCACGUGGGACGCGGCGGCGACGUCUUCGGAGACACGUCCUUCCUGAGCAACCACGGCGGGUCGGCCAACAGCGGCAACGGCGACGCCGACUCCGUCUCCGUCUCCUCACCCGACAACAAGAUCGGCGCGUUUUUCUCCAGGACGCUGCGUCACAUCCGGCGGGGCUCGGACAACCGACCCCGGGACGCAGCGAAGGAGCUGUCGCCGCCGCCGCCCACCGUGUCGCCCAUCAUCAAGAACGCCAUCUCCCUCCCGCGGCUGGACGUCGACGCGCCCAACGGGAGUCCCGCCGCCAGGGCGCUGCUCCCCGGAUCCCCGCCAGACCGGGAGAAGAGCUCCUACGGUCCGGAGUCCGGGUUCGUCACUCUGCCUCGUCUGUCCCGGUUGGAGCGCCAGCAGCCGUCCAUCUCCUCCAGCGUUCACCGCGGCUCUCUCACCGAUCAGACCGACGCCAUCUUGUCCACCUGCUCUGCCGCCAUUGUGACCUCUGAACCCAAACGGACGACCCGCGGUGCGUACUCCGACUCCUUGCCCUCCCUCGCCUCCCUGGACACCUUCACCUUUGACCUCGGCCCGUCCCUAAUGAGCGAAGUGUUCGGCCUGAUCGACGGGCACCCGGAGGAAAGCGCCGCCGUGUGGCGGGCGGGCGAGGCGGAGUCGGCGUGCGGGUCGGACGGUUCUGCCACCGUGUCCUUCGUGGACUCGUUGCUGCGGGAGGACGAUGGCGGCGGCGGGACGAGUCCUCACCGGUGUGAGGAGGAAAACGCGGUGAGGGGAUUCUCCGGGGAAGUACCGGACGUGCUGCUGGGUUCUGCUGAGCGGGUCGGGGUCCGGAUGGAGAGCGAGCGGUUUCAGAGCGCUACCGACGUGCUAGCACGCCACUACGGCGUCGGCCUCUUAAAGGGACAGAACAAGAUGGAGGAGCUCCGGAGUCAGCCCACGAAGAAAAUAAACUACAGCUUCAUGGACGAUGAGGACGAAAUCAAAGUCUGACAGGAAGGAACCAAAUGAACCUUCCUGACGGUGACCUUCCUGGAAGAGGUCAGGACUCAACAACAAACAUGUCUGUUAGGUUUUGCACAAAAUCAUAAGAUUUUCUGUAAGAAUGAGCCUUUUAGGGCGUCUGUCACUUUAAAUCCAAACAAUUUGCUGCUUACGUGAAAAUGGCUGCAAAAAGAUGCACAAUUAUACAACUGUACAUCUUAGAAAGGCAGAAGUGGCGCCUCCUGCGCAACCAACAAGAAUGCAGCAAGUUAUAAGGGCCUAUUCUGGGCUCUUAUAGACAGAAAAAGAGUAAAUUUCCACCUGAAAACUCAGAAAUCUUGAAAUUAAUAAAUUAAGUUUUCUAGAAAAAGUAAAAAAUGCUAAAGUUCCGCAAAUUUUGAAACUCAUAAAUUUCAAAGUUGUCUCUAGAAAAUUUGUGAAGUUAACCUCUUUUUUCUAGCAAACCUUUGAAACUCCAAGUCACUUCAAGAAAAUUUCUGAGAUUAAUCUCAAAACUUGGCAAACAGUAACCACUCCUGUUUUAUUUUCCCAUCUUCGAUGGCCCUAAUGCGCCGUCGUAGAAAAUGCUUUCUGGAUGGUGAGUCAACAACAAAACUCUUGUCUUUUCCUGCAGCCAUUGUACAGCGAAUACAUCAGGAAAACCAGCUGACCAAACAUGCUGGAGCUCUGCUGGGGUUGCUAGGUAACGGCGCAGUGUGACUCAACAAUCGGGGGGGUUUUUGAAACGGUUCAUUUUCCAGACACUAAAAACAAAGUCAUUGCCAAAUAAUGUCUUUUUUUUACCGCAGGCCGUUUUCAGAAGCAGUAGAAACCAGAAUGGAAAUAUAAAAACAUGCAUUCUGUAUAAAAGGUUCCUUUUUAAUUCCAAUCAAGCUGCUCUGCAAACAGCAACACAGGUCCAGUGUUGGUAAAGAUCGGUUCUCCAUUUCUGAGAAACCGGCUCCAAGAGAAAGAGACUGAGGAGAAACUAAGACAUGGAAAUCAGAGGCGCGCCGAAAGGAGCAGCGUAGAUCACCUUCAGGCCGGAUAAAAACUGCUUUAUGUGGAAGUUACCCAGCCUGCUGUUCGCUUGGUUCCCCUCACACUUCCUGUUCUGCAGCAGCGACGUUCUGGGCGAGAGGAAGUACAAACCAAACUGCAUCCCUACAAACUGAUUUCACUCAGGAACAAAUCGCACAAAAAGGGAACAGAAGUUAUGAACACGGCAGAUCUAGAGUUUCUAGAACGGUGCAGAAUGGAAACACUUAAAGGAGCAUCGCCUGUUUUAUCAGGAUUUAAUGGGACAAUUUAGAAAAGUGAUGCUUCACUGCAAAGUGGAACAAAAGGCAAACCGACUUCUGAAGGUGAUUUACUGACUUGGUUCUACCAGGAAUGUCAGAGGAAAUAAGUUAAUUAAAAUACAUUUUAUUAAAGUUUCCUUCAGUUUCUGUUCACCAUUUAAAAAGUUACAGUCAGAAAAUAACAGCAAUAAUUUGGGUUAUUUAACCUGUUAGAGAAAAACUGGGGUUGAUUUCUCAGUCGUAUUUUUACCAUGUUGUUCAUUUAGAAACAUCACAAACUGAACUAAAUAAUAAAUGUGGAGCCUCUCCUGGGAUUUUUUAUCACAAUGAGACACCUGCUUUAAAAAUAAUUCACACAUACAAAUAUUUAGUUU